Molecule: messenger RNA, 2081 nt
Organism: Laetiporus sulphureus 93-53
Lineage: Eukaryota; Fungi; Basidiomycota; Agaricomycetes; Polyporales; Laetiporaceae
Exons: 4
Coding region: 67-1887 (606 amino acids)
Source: RefSeq, a predicted model, not a curated record
GAUGGCGGCCGUGGUUCGUGGUCGUUCUCUCACUCAAGUGAGCCACAUCGAUUGGAGAAUCCGACGAUGGACUCUGUCAAUGCACUGCAAGGUCUGCAGGGUGCGACGGUGAUUGAUCUGUCGCACAUACUACUAUCAUGCAUUAAAGAGCAAGGGGAGCGAAUGAGUGUGGAUGCGAUCCGAGCAGCUGACGCAAAUGUUACUGCCACCCUCGUUCUAUUGCGACGCAUCGCCAACUCAAACGCUUUCAUCGAUAGGCUCCAUGCUGAGCUAUUGAUGAGGAUCUUCGAAUACGUACCAAUGCCGUAUCAUGCAGACGACCCUAACGUCAAAAUCGACGACCAUUUGCGCAUUUGGAAACUGGGGAUUGUCCGACUGCGCGAGAUUAUGACGUUGACCCAGGUCUGCCACCGUUGGCGGGAGGUCGCGAUUAGCCAUCCCAGGCUAUGGGACAGCAUCGCAUCUACCUACUCUCCUGCGCAACAGCGGAUGCUGCUGGAGCGCAGUCGUGGGUCAAUGUCUCUCAAGAUUUAUUUGGAGCCAGGACAGAGCUACCUACUCGAUGCCUCAUUGGGUACGCUCACAGAACGCAUUCAAGAGCUACAUUUUUGCCAUCUUAAUGCGCACGGCGCGGAAGUCUGCAACUGGCCAAUGCCUCGACUAGAGGUCCUCACGGUGAAAGGCUGCGACUACGACGACGUCAUCUGGGAGAUGAAGGGAAGUCCGUAUCUCUUCGCCGGCCACACCCCUCGUCUACGGUCUCUCUCACUCUCCUCUCUGUGUUGGCUGCCGGGCAACCAAUUCACCACGCUUAAACAAUUAUUCCUGACAAGACUGCGCAUGCCGCAUUGCACCGCCCGCGUGCUGGACUUCUUCGCACAAUGUCCGAACCUCGAAGACCUCGUCAUCGCUAUCCGAACUCACCUGUCGGACAUCGACGUGAGUGAGCGCACGGUGCCGCUAGCAAAGUUGCGCCGGCUCGCGUUCCUCGAGACAGAACGUCACGUCGUUGUCAACAUGCUCUCACACAUGAUCUUUCCGAACACCACCGCUGUGCGCAUUGUCGUCGACAAGGAGUCCGGCGACGUCUUCGGCACAAUCUCCUGUUUGCCCGUAGCGCAGACUAUCCGCGCGCUCUCCAUAUAUACCCGGACGGAUUGGUCAGUCUGCGCCGCAGUAGGCCCGCACUCGGGUUUCGCGCUAUCUCCGAUGCACUUGCAAGACAGUUAUACCACGGAAGCAUGCCUCAGUUGGUUCCGCUGGUGUGGUGAUUUGACAUCCCGGAUCAAAGAGGCGUGGCUGAUCGGCGAUCAAGUGCAUGGGCCCGUGGUUCCGAUACUUACCAGGCUGUGCAACCUGGAGGUAUUGGCCCUUCAGCCGCACGAUUUGCUGGCCGGGCAUCCGCUGCGACGCUCUGUGCACUCGACGCUAGAGCUGAUCUCCCGCCCGCUGCAUUUCAGCAAAUUGACUACGCUGCACGUCCUGCACGCACCCCGCGAGACGGAGCAGAGCGUCACUGACACAGUCAGGCAGCUCUUCAUGAGCGGCAUUUAUAGCAAGCUGAAGCUCCUCACCAUUGAUUAUCUGCCCGGCUACAGGGGAGAGAGGAUAUACAAAACGGAUUUUGACGGAUACUUCGCGUGUGUGAAGUACAGAGAUCUGGACACGCUGCCUCACAUGGCGAUUCCGGAAGUCUGCAAGACGGGAGCUAACAUGUAUUGGUCGGGAUUCGAGCCGGAACUGGACUUGUAUACCGGCGAAGCGCCUUAUGGCCCUGUUGUAGCUGGAAGGAGCGGAGCUGCCAAGGACGGGAAGGAACUACUACACGAAGCUCGUCAGGAUACCCAUCUAGCAUACGGCUCGACACAAGGCUCAAAGCCUGCGUAGAGACAUUCCUUGUAUACUCAUCGCUAGCGAUCACUUCUACUGUACCAUCUCAAGUAGGAUUCAUACCACUAGGAUUAUUUAUCGUCACGAUGUUCUGCUGUCAGCACCGCAUUUGACUCUGCUUGUCUUACCCCAAAUGGGAGCUCGUAUGUAAACAUAGUCGUAGCACUAUUCAAUUACACCUUCAGACAUUU